This is a messenger RNA of Macrobrachium nipponense, 1345 nucleotides long. RefSeq names its product sporozoite surface protein 2-like. The transcript has a single exon. The coding region runs from base 86 to 889 and encodes 267 amino acids. Lineage: Eukaryota; Metazoa; Arthropoda; Malacostraca; Decapoda; Palaemonidae. The record is from RefSeq and is a predicted model, not a curated record.
UUCAGAAUCUGUUAUUGAAUUCUACACAAAUUUAGCAGUAGAUAACAAGAAAUUAUAUGAACCCAGUAAUAAUUACAACGACUGCAUGGAUGUUAAUGAGAAAAUUCUCCAAAGUUUGAAACUCAGUGAAAAUGAACCACUCAAUCUAGCAAGUGAAUCUGCUGUAAAUCAGGAAAGUACUAACAAGAAUGCAGUAGAUGUUGCUCUUUCUCUCUCUAGUGCAUUUGAACCAGAACCAGAAGAUGUGGAUUUAGAUGACCUUGUACGAGAUCCAUCUCCUGAAAAGACAAGUGAAGAAGUGAGGUCAUUAAGUCCUGUAAAACAACCUAGUCCAGUAAAAGAGCCCUCUCCAAUGAAAGAACCUGUGGUUGUAAAGGAACCUACCCCAGACAAACAACUUACUUCAGUUAAAGAACCUACUCCAGUGAAAGAAGUUAACCCAGUUAAGCAACCAAGCAACCCAGAAGCACCCACCAAUGACAAAAAACCAGUUCGACCCAAGCAACUUUCUAUUGAAAAACAAUCAGUUCCUCAGAAUGAUCCAAGUUCAGUUCAGCCAGUUACAUCUGUUCCAAAAAGUAAUCAAAAUGAAAUGCCAAAGGACAAAAAUCAAACCUCAUUUAAUUUUGGUUUGCCAAAGACAAGUACUUCAAAUAUUCCCAUGAACUUUGGUGUUCCCAAACCAGAUGGUGGUUUUCAGGCCAAUAGUAUUAUUGCAAAUGCUUUAAAAGAUGUUGAUUUAGGUAAUCACUCCAAAGAAGAAAAGGUUCCAGAAGGACCUACGAUAGACCUAGAUGCACCAGUAGCUUCGACUAAACCCGUUUUAUUGGUAGAUAAAACUGAAGCGGAAGAUUUAGAAGACUGGCUAGAUUCUGUGCUUGAUGAUUAAACAGAACUGAUGUCUAGAACAUUUUAUUAUAGAGUUUCUUAGCUUGUUAUGGAAUUGAAUAAACUAUUAACACAUGAAUUGCGUAGAGGUUAUAAUAUAUUCUGUAAAAAAAGAUUGUGACUGACCUUCCUUUCCAAAUCAAUUAUAUUUUUAUUAUUGUUAUUAGUAAAUGUUAAUUUACAAAAUACUUGUUGGCGCUUUGAAUUCUGAGGAGCUCAGAUUCCUUAUGUAAUUCUAAUAGAUUUCCUCAACUUCAACAUUGUUCAUAUUUCGCUUGUGACUUUGUUAAUUAGCCACAGAUUCAGAAAAAUGUUGUGACUAGAUAUCUCAGAAAAGAGGUAUACUUUGUAAGGAUUUAGAAGGAACCGUAAGUUGACAAUGCUUCUUAAAACAAGCAGUCAAAAAAUAGCAAAAUUUUUGGUCAUAUCAGCUGCCAUAAAUAAAACUGAAGUUAAA